This is a messenger RNA of Penaeus indicus, 1573 nucleotides long. Its product is annotated as F-box/WD repeat-containing protein 11-like. The record is from RefSeq and is a predicted model, not a curated record. The coding region runs from base 82 to 1053 and encodes 323 amino acids. The transcript is spliced from 6 exons. Gene Ontology annotation, molecular function: protein dimerization activity. NCBI's taxonomy places the organism in Eukaryota, Metazoa, Arthropoda, Malacostraca, Decapoda, Penaeidae.
UUUCCCCCCUUAUGACGUCCGUUUCCCCCAUCUAUUGCAAGCGAAUGGAAGAAGUUUUCUCCGAGUUCUGUCACGGCGGCGAUGGACACGGAACCCCUUUUGGACGAUAGUCUAGAUUCGGUGGAGGCACCCAUGACGGUGAUUUACGACAACAACAUAUCCCCCAUGAGUGUCACGACAAGUGUUGGCAUUCGGAGUGGCGAUGGUGGCAGUGACAAUGAGGAGUCGGAACCCAUGACGACCAUACCCCUGACACAAGGUUCAGGGGGUGUGGGGGGAGGGGGAGGGGGCCGGCGGAAGAAAGAGUCCACAGCCCAGUAUAAUAAUGAGCGAGAAAUGUGUCUGCAGUAUUUUGAGAAGUGGAGUGAGCAGGACCAGCUGGAGUUCAUGGAGCACCUCCUGUCCAGAAUGUGCCACUACCAGCAUGGACACAUCAACGCCUUCCUAAAGCCUAUGCUCCAGAGAGAUUUUAUUACGCUCUUGCCAAAAAAGGGUCUAGAUCAUGUAGCAGAAAAAAUCUUAGGAUAUUUAGAUGCCAAAUCCUUGCGAGAAGCAGAGUUGGUAUGUAAAGAAUGGCACAGGGUAAUUGCAGAUGGACUUCUAUGGAAAAAAUUGAUAGAGAGAAAAGUACGCACAGAUCCUCUAUGGAGAGGGCUCUCAGAACGAAAGGGGUGGGGUAUGUAUCUCUUCAAACCACGGCCAGGAGAACAACAUCCUGGGCACUCUUAUUAUCGAAAGUUAUAUCCUAAAAUUAUACAGGAUAUUCAAACCAUAGAAAAUAAUUGGAGAAUGGGUAGACAUAAUUUGCAAAGGAUAAAUUGUCGCUCAGAGAACUCCAAAGGUGUCUACUGUUUACAAUAUGAUGACCAGAAAAUUGUCUCUGGUCUCCGAGAUAACACCAUCAAAAUUUGGGAUCGAACUUCGCUGCAGUGUUACAAGGUACGAGGGGUACGUCGGACCUUCCUUAGUAUUUUUAGAUCCAAAUGGGUCUCAUUCACUUAUUUUGUAUGGAUUCAGAACUUAAAUCAUUUUAAGUUAAUCCAUCACAUGUAGACAUUCCAGAGAAGCUUUUAUCAAUAUCUGUUUUAUUAAUGAAUAAGAAUUGUUUUUUUGUCUGGAACUGAGACAUGAUCCAAGUGAAGUCAUUUUGAGAGAUAUUGAUGCUAGCUGAACUGUGAUAGGUUGAUGCCUGUUUUGUAUAUGCAUCAGAGGGGGAAGCUGUGGAAGCUACUGGACUUCUUUUUGUUGUUGUUUUGAGGCAUUCAUGGGAGAACUUUUCACAACCACAAACGUCUCUUUGCACGAGUUCACGAAGGGUACAAUGGUUAGCACUUUGCCAGAUAUUUAUAUUUCCCCUGUUCUCUAUUUUCAGCCAGAUGCAUGUAUCAUCACAGCCUCCCACCUCUGAUGAAUUUGAUGUUAGGUUUUUAAGAUUAUACAUUGUUUCAACUAAAUUUUUAGUCCACCCAAGGAAGUGUUUCAUUUGCUUUCUUUCUUUGUCAUUGUGAUAUCUGCUGUCAAGCAGAACAACCCCAGCCCACGCUGGUUCUCCCCCCGCUCACCCCAGAGAGAC